GGCUUGGAUGUCCUCUCGACCGCGUCAAACACGUCUUCCGGCCCCCAAGAAAGGGCCCACUAGCACCAAACCUCGACACGAUGAGCGGAUAAGGACAAAAUCUUCGACCCCGGUGCCUUCGUCUCAACUUUUUGAAACGCUCACUCGCCUGGAGACGACUACGGAUAAUGUUUUGGGCGACCUUGAAUCCCUUUUGAAGAGUGCAACCUCCGAACAGGCCAAUAAAUUUGCGAUGAAAGCAUUUAACGCUGUUGCAGGCGCUAUAGCGGCAGCACUCAAGGCUGGUCUGACUGCAGAUGGGGAUUCUAACCCUCUUGACCAAGGAAAAUUACGCACUUCCAUCGAUGUAUCUAUGAUGUCGUUGGGUAUUCUACGACAAUCUUACUCGCUCUCAACGGAGAGGGCGGCGCUCAGCCUCGCAAGUCGUUUGAUUUCACUGAAUUUGGAGCCCGUUUGUUUAAAACUGGACGGCAGAGUUUCAUCUCUCGACGCUGACUCUUUAAAUACUUGUUUAACAUACCUUUCCUGCGCCUUUCAAGUAUUUCUACAACCUUUAGAUGGCCUGGUUCGCUUCAAGGAGGAUAUGGACCUACUAUCGGACUUCAUCCAAUCCAAUGAGGCUGGAACCUUUCUUUCGUGGACUAGGGACUUGAGGGUAAUUGACGUGGAGAAGUUACUCCCAAUGGCAUCUGCAAUCAUGAAAUCCGUAGAAACGUCAUUUGGGUUACUUUCACCUAUCAAUGCAAUGAUCUUGAGGUUUUACGCCUUACAAUGCACUGCCGAUGUCUCUUCUCCCGAUAAGCUCUCCUGGGUGUGGAAACACGCCCUGAAUAUCUCCGCCUCCUACAUCAAAGCGAUUACCCUACGUAAAAAAGAAGAGUUCAAUCCACUCGAUGAGAGUCUCAAGGUUUUGAUCAGGGUGUUACAAUCCCGGGAACAACAUAGUGCCACUCUUUUCAACGAGGAGUCAUUCUCCUUGUUAUGCCGAGAAUGGUGUAAGUUGGCCUUGAGGGUGAAAGAAUCUAAUUCUGUCCAAUUUAUCCAAUCAUUACUCGCGCCUAAUACGCAAGAAAGCAAGACAAUUGCCGAAAUUGAUGUCCUGGAGUCCAUCUCACAGAAAACCCGAGAGUUGGAAAUAUCUUUGCAAGCAAAAGAUCGUAGUGAAAUCACCCACUGCUUGGAGCAAUUGCAAUUAGAGCGUACGAAUGACGACUCUAUCAAACAAACAAACAUGUUUCAAACAAUGGAGCGAUUACGACGGCGCAUGAAAAACAGCCUAAGUAUCCAGAAGGAACCCGAAUUUGUUAAUGGGAUGCACAAGCCCCUUAUCCUUAUCUCUGAUGUAUAUGAUGCAAUACUCCGCCUUGGAAAACUAAAUAAUGACUACCGUAUGGACGUCAUCACCGCGACUGUAGAGAAUCGAAUCCUGAUAUCAAAACUUCAAAUAAACCUGACCCUUGCGGACACUUAUGAACCUGCAUAUCAAUCACUUCUCAAGGCCCAUGAGCUCAUGCUCUUGAAUGACGUGGUCAAUGAUCAUCAGAUUGGUGAUCGGGUCAUAGAUCUCUGGAGGUGCCUUUCGGGAGCCUUUUGGAACAUAGGCUCCUCCAUCUAUCAAACUGGUCGUUGGGAUCAUUCUGUUCCAUUCAUUUCUAGUAGUGUCGACAUUGAUCGCAGAUUGUUAGGCGAUGAAAGGAGAUUAACCCAAAGCAGAAAUGACCCUUGGCAGGAUUCGAAAUUCUCUCCAAUCAAAGUUGUAAUAGAAAAGACAACACACCUCGGUGUUUUUGAACUUCUCUUGGGAGAUGAAGUUAUCCUUCGAUCUCUGGUGGAAUCACUUCACUUUCCUCCAGCUGUUAUUGGUGCGAUCUUGGAAUGUCAAAUCGACUAUCUCGAGCAAUAUAUAUGGAAGGAUGAUGUACCAAAACUGAUCAAGGGCUUGCUGUGGAUUUGUAGUGGGAAAUAUUCGGACAAUCACCCGAUGAGGCAUGCGCGUUUAUUGGGACGGCAAUUAGAAUACAUCUACUAUAUGAAGCAACCUUGGAAGGAUGCAGAGGAUGCAGGCACAAAGGCCAUCACUCUAUUAUCUCAUCAGAAAUUGAAUUCGGAUGCAAACAUUAGGACUUACGAGCAACAAUAUCUGCUUCAA
Molecule: messenger RNA, 2149 nt
Organism: Acaulospora colombiana
Lineage: Eukaryota; Fungi; Glomeromycota; Glomeromycetes; Diversisporales; Acaulosporaceae
Source: the annotation of a GenBank genome assembly